Messenger RNA from Myripristis murdjan (pinecone soldierfish), 6745 nucleotides. RefSeq names its product uveal autoantigen with coiled-coil domains and ankyrin repeats b (gene uacab). The record is from RefSeq and is a predicted model, not a curated record. NCBI's taxonomy places the organism in Eukaryota, Metazoa, Chordata, Actinopteri, Holocentriformes, Holocentridae. Gene Ontology annotation, molecular function: actin binding.
CUAGUUUGCGGUUAGGCGUCAGGUGAAACUCAGCCAGUGCGGGGGGCACAAAUAAAACUUAUUUAGUGUGAAUGUGAACUUUUUUCCUCGAGCUCUUGCACAGUUUAUGAAGGUUUUCGUCGUACGGGAGCUUCGGCAUCACGAAACGAGACGGUUACAAUGAAGAGCCUCAAGUAUCGGCUGAAAAAGCACGAAGUUACCAUCACAAACACAGACUGGAAUAAGUAUGAUGAUCGGCUGAUGAAGGCAGUGGAGCGUGGCGAGGUGGACAAGGUGGCCGCUGUUCUGAGCAAAAAAGGCAUCAUCCCCACCAAGCUGGAUGUGGAGGGGCGCUCUGCAUUUCAUCUGGCUGCAACAAGAGGGCACUUGGACUGUCUCAGUCUCAUCCUGGGACACAAUGUUGACGUCACAGCAACCGAUGCUACUGGUAAAAAUGCUCUCCAUCUGGCUUCGAGAAAUGGGCAGUCUCUCUGUGUGCAGAAGCUCUUACAGCACAACUGUCCAGUUGGAAAUGUGGACCUACAGGGCAGGACAGCUCUGCAUGAUGCUGUCAUGGCUGGCUGCUCCUCCAGCGUGAAACUUCUCUGUGACAGUGGGGCUGCUGUGAAUGCCAGUGAUUUUGAUGGGAGGACACCUCUGGUGUUGGCAACUCAGAUGUGCCACCCACGCAUCUGUCAGCUGCUGCUGGAGAGAGGGGCAGACAUCACUGUCCGUGACAAACAAAACAAGACAGCUCUGAUCCUCGGCUGUGAAUACGGUUGUAAGGAUGCAGUGGAAGUGCUGCUGAGGAGUGGGGCUGACGUGACGGCGGUUGAUGGCUUGGGCCACGAUCCUUACUACUACUCACGCCUCAGCAAGAACCAGGAGCUUGUUGCUAUGGUCAAAAGCUACUUCGACAAAGCUAACAGAGACAAAGAGGUUGCUAAGAUGGAACAGAGGAAGCGCCAGGACUUAGAGAGACAAAACGAGACAAAGCAGGAGAGUCUGAGGAAGUGCCAACAGGAGCAGAAAGCCCUGCUGGAUAAGGUCAGCAUGCUACAGCAACAGCUCACACAGGAGAAGCAAACUGUGGAAGACGUUCACAAAGAGAAUGAACAGUUGAAGCUCUUACUCGGUGCCAAAGAGAGAGAGGAGGGUGCACGAGGCCCGGAGACUGUCAAGGUCCAGCUCCGGAGCACCUUGGGGGAUUACUCCGGGCAGUCAGUAAUCAAAGCAGGAAAAGAGAACAUUUUGGUUAAGCAGUCUCACAGCUUGGAUUCUAGCCAGAUGCUGCAGAAUCCCAGCAUGUCACGUUCCCAGUCCAGACCUUUAGAGCUGAGCCAGCCCAGUGUGGGCUGGGACGUAACUGGUGAGUUAGAUGCACUCCGACAUGAGCUUGAGGCAGUGAGGAGAAGGCAGCAAGCAGCAGAGGAUGAGAGUGCACGACUUCAAUCUGCCCUGAACCGCAAGAAUCGUGAGUGCCAAGAAUUGAUCCAGAGCCGAGACACCAUCCAGAAACAGGCUGAUCAGCAGGUUCAGGAACUAGAGGAUGCCCUGGGGGAGGUCCAGAAGAGAAUGCUUGAUUCUGAGUGCAAGGUCAAGCAGCUGCAAGCUCAUGUGGUUGCAGUCAAAGAACACUUAGGAGGCCAAGCUGCUGAAGAACUUCGUGCUCAACUCCAGGAUGUUAAAGCCAAAUAUGAAGGAGCUUCAGCUGAAGUGGGUCGUGUCCGCAACCGCCUCAAACAGAGUGAAAAGGCAUUGGAAGAGUACAAAAGCAGUGAGGGUCAGUUGGCAGCAGAGGCAGAAAGGCUAGGCAAGGAGCUGGGAGCUCUGACUGCAGAAAGAGAUAAAUUAGCGAACACUGUGUUAGAAAUGGAAACUCAGCUGAAAGAGACCCAGGUUAAACAUGGCAAUGUGGUGCCAGCUGAGAAGUUUGACAACAUGAAAAACCUGCUGACCAACGCAGUUGAUGAGAAGGAGCAGCAACUUGCUGAGCUAAGGGAGGACUAUGAUCGUGUAUUAGAGGAGGUGGCAGAGCUCCAUCGAGAAGUAGACAGUCGUUCAUCGCAGGGAGGAAUAGGGGCAAUGUCUGCUGAUGAGCAACAUAGGAUAGUGGCAGCUCUUGAGGAGCACAAUGUCUCGUUGAAAAGGAAACUGGCUGAUGUUACUGCCAAAAGCCAGGCACUGAUACAAGAGGUUGAAGAGAGUGAGGAAGAGAGGGAUAUACUACGGGAGCAACUGGAUGAACUCAGUAGCAGGAUCGAGGUGGACUUUGUACCCAUCAAGGAUCAUGAAGAAAUUAGGAGGAACAUGGUAACAGCUAUGGAGGAGCUAGAGGAUAAGGUGGUGGAAGCCAGUGAACAAUAUGGCAAAGCACAGGCACAAGUACAGCACCUUCAGACUGAGAGAGCCUCACUGCAUGAGAACAUCACCAGUCUCCAAAGUGCCCAACAGAGACACCAGUCUGAAAUGGACUCAAUAGUGUCUCAAAAUGCUGACCUGGUGAAGGAGCUGGAACUUUUGCAGAAAAGGUAUGAAGACCGAGAGGAAGAGUUUGCACAGCUGUCAGCACAGAGUCAGUGUCUGAAACAAAGUCUGGAGGAAGAGUAUGUGCCCAGGCAGCAGCAUGAGCAAGUGAAGACUGAGCUGAGUGCUACUUUGGAGAGUGUCAAGGCUGAGAUGUUGAAGUUGGAAACCAAGGAAAAAGAAAGUGGGAAAGAGUUGAAGAAUGUGAAAGAUGGAAGCGACAAGUUAAAAGAAAAGUUGGAAAAAGUGACGUUGGAGAUGAAACAGGACUAUGUAAGCCUUAAAGACCACAAAGCUAUCACAGAUGAGUUGAAUGCCGCCGUGGUUGAGGCAGAAAGCAGAACAAAAGAAGCAUCAACAAGGUAUGUGUUGGCUCAAGAGGAAGUGGUAAGACUAACCCAAGAAUUGGAGGCCCAAAAGAAAGAACUCGAUACCAUACAAGAGGCUAUUGAGUCCAAGUUUAUCCCAUUGACAGACAGUGAGGAAAGAGAAAAAUCUUACAAUGCCAAAUUGAAUAACUUAACAGGGAAGCUGUUGGAAAUGGAAGAGAAGUACAAUAACGAAAGGUCCAUGGGAGAGCUCAACAAACAGGAGAAAGAGAAACUAAAAGUUGAAAUGGAGUCUGUUCAGCAAAGAAUAGAAACUGACUUUGUUUCCUGCGAAAAGCACAAGGAACUGGAAGAGAAAUAUAAGAGCAAAAUUGAGGAAUUUACUCAGAAGGUGGUCAGUCUAGAGCAGCAUUACAAAGAAGUGACCGUUGAGAAGGCUGAACUUGAAGAGCAGAAUGCCCUGUGCAAUGCUGAGAUCCAGAGCCUUCAGGAACGUCUUAUAUUGGAUUUGAAUCGCCUUCAAAAGUAUGAGAAUGAGCUUGAAGCCCUCCAAGAUUCCAUGAAUCAAGCCCAGGCUGAUUGCAUGAAAGCAAAGGAGGCUCAGUAUGAGGAGGCUCAGAGGACUUGUGCCUUGCAAAAGGAGCUCCAGGGAUACCACGGGGAUCAGGCUGCCAUGUUGCAACAGCAUGUCCAGACAAAGGAAGCCCUGGAGGCUGAAGUGGCUAAGCUCCAACUGGCACUCCGUGAAGAGGAGGAGAGUAAUGCCCAGAGGGCUGAAGAUGUCUCUGCCCUGCAGUCUGAGCUCCUCCAGGCCACCCAGGCUCUUGAGGAGCUGCGCAAUAAGGAAGACCAAAUGAACCAGCUGAAGAAAGAGAAGCAGCAGCUGGAGGAGGAAGUUGCCAACCAAAGCAGCAAGCUCUUGAGUUUAGCAGAAGAGUGCAAGCGACUCCAUCUGGAGGCAGCCAAGGCAAGGGAGGGUGAGGACAGGACCAAAACAGAGAUGGAGACUGUCCAGGAGAAAGGCUAUGCCAUUGAGAGAGAAAUUAGGGAGCUGAAGGAGAGGUAUGACGAGUCACUUAGCACCAUUGGCGAUCUUCAGAGGAGGAUUCAGACAUCGGCUGAGCAGACUGAAGUCAAAGACAAGAAGAUCACCGAGUUGCUGACAGACGUUGAGCGAUUGAAGCAGGCACUGAACGGUCUGUCCCAGCUGGCGUACGCAGGCAAUGCGCCCAAUAAGAGACAGACUCAAUACAUUGACACACUCCAAGCCCAGAUCAAGAGCCUACAGCAACAGCUGGCUGAUGCUGAGAGGCAACACAGAGAGGUAGUCUCAAUUUAUCGAACUCAUCUUCUCAGUGCAGCACAGGGCCAUAUGGAUGAAGACGUUCAAGCCGCCUUACCAGAUCAUCCGCAUGAGACAGGAGUUUGUGUGUUAAAGCAUCCCCCAGCAAAAACACAAUGCUACCUGCUGACUCAAAUCCACCAUUCUCACACCCCCUGCUGCAGAGUGUCCCUCCUGUGGCCCCUGUGGGUGCCUCAGUCAACACAGAACUUGAAUAGAGUAGAACGGUCAUCAAACUGUUUGCCAUGCUCAUUUGGCUGGUACACAAUAAAAUGGCAAUUGUGGUGAGCUGCUACAGUGACAACGCACACACAGGGCAGUGAAGUGCUCAGAACUGAGAUUUUUUUUUUUUUUUUUUUUUUUUUUUUUUUUCUGUGGCUGCUUGCUAAAAGUGGUAAAUAAAUGUUAACUGAUACCACCAUCUUGAAUACAGAAGUUAGGCCAGUGCAGCGGCCACAGUUCUUUGUAGUGGCAACAGUGCGCAUAAAAAUGUUGAUUUGAAUGGGAAAGUGCAUUCUACUCCAAUUCAAGUUCUGUGGCCAUGUGCGUGUGUGUGUGUGUGUGUGUGUGUGUGUGUGUUUGAGUGUGUGUGUUUGAGUGUAUGUGUGUGUGGGGCAUUAAGACAAGGUUUCUAUUCCUAAUCUGUAAUUCCCAUAUGUAAAGUGGCUGUAUGUUGGUUUGGAAAACUGUAAAUCUUAAGGGUAGAGGAGUUAUUUCAAGAUCAGUAGAUGUAUGACAAAUUACUCAGUUUUCUGUUGCUUUUAUCUAACAUUCACUGUAUCUGACUAGAGGAAUGUAUGAUUGCUCAUUUUAAAAUCAUUUUGAUGUGAUUAUCUACCUAUAUGCAGGAUCUUUCUUCAAUGUUAGAUAUGUGCAAAAAUGAAACUUUAUGCAUUGCUGCCAAGUAUCACUAAGAAAAUAUUAAACGCAAAUCUCUGGCUAGAUAGAUUAGGCAUGUUACAAUAACUUAGGUGGGAGUUGUGCUAAAUUUAGGUCCAAUUUUAAAUAACCAGCUCUUGAGAUGCUCAUCAGAAAUGUGAAAUUCAUAUGAAUAUAAGACCACCUUUCACAUUCCCACCUGAUGGUCACGUGAUGCUCCCAUGUCUUUUUGUCUUCUGCGAGGUUGUCAUGUACGGUAGAGCUUACCCUUGCUUUCAUUUCAUUGCAUUUCAUUUCAGUCCCUAACACUACCUGCUUAUUCAGACUGAGUCAGAAUCCACUCCAUUUUGGGGGCAUUGGGUACAGUUACCAUCUUCUGGAGGUCCAAACUAGCUUGCAUGUUUUCAUUGCAAAAAUACCAAAGACUUAAAGGAGCCAUUCACCCAGAUUUAAAAUCUACUCUUUGGUAAAGAAGUGCAGCGGUCUCAAUAAGGAUUGCUGUUUCCAAGAGUGGAUCAAUUUGGGGGAAUUCUCCCUUAAGUUCCCUACACAGUACGGUGAAAAUAAACCUGUACAUGGAGUUUUGCUGGAUUUGAGUCAUGGGGUGUUGGGUGAAUAGAGAUACCUUUGCUGUGUCCUACAGUUUGCAGUGGAGCGUUGUCCUGUUGUUGAAACCAGAGUGUCCUCUAGUGGUGAGACUUGGCAGGCCAAGUUGAUUGAUAUUAUUAAGUAAGCCUGGCUCAGGGGUAGGCAGUUGCUGUUCUUGGAAGGCAAAAUAUCUAUGCUGGAAUUUAACACUAAGUACAUGCAAAAUUGAUUUUUGUUUAUCUCAUUGGUUUCUUUCAGUAUACAAUGUACGACUUUGUCAGGAUUAGUUAAAAAGCAUCAGGAAUGCUCAGAUAGUCAAAAUAGUUAUAUGAAACCGUUCUGCGGUAUUCAGCAAAAAUGUGCCAGGUGUUUAUUUUGAUCUGUUCCUAUCUGGAGCGAAGCAGAAGUUUAAAUACUUUUAAGACAAAACUGAGAAGCACUGGUGCCCCCCGAGCUAAAUCUUAACCUUCUGUAACUCACUAUGGGAGGCAGAGAUCUUUGCAGCUACUACAGAACGGGAGCUGCAUACCCCUGGGCCAGCUCUUUGUGACUUUUCGUGGUUUAUUGUGGUGGUGGUGUGAUUGUCGAGCAAGUCUCUUGUGCCUUUACACUGAUAUAUUUUUUCAUAGCUUUGUACUGCAUUAAUUACUAUCCACUAUGUGAUGAUUCUAAUGAUAUUCAGCAGGUCUGGAAUAGAACGGCACAAAACACUUGUUCAAGGUAACAUUUUAAUGUAGGAUGCCAUUUGAUAAGAAUAGAACAGAUUCUUUUAUUUAUGUGUAUAGGACCCCCCUUACGGAUCAAGUUUUUGAAGCACUCUUGCAAUGUCUUUGACUUCUAGCUAACAUGCGUUACCAAGUACAUUUUCUUGAUAUCUCUUUUGAUAUAUCAGCCAAAUGAUCUAUUUACCACAGAAGAUACCUAAAACUAUUUUUUAAGAUGGCUUAAUUACUUGUUAAACACUGGUGCCUGCAAUUUGUUAACUAGAGGUAUAGAAAUAAGACUAAUUUUCCUCAUUUUGGAUAUUUCUAAAUGUCCUCUCUCUCCAAAAAAAAAAAAAAAAAAAAAAAAAGUAAAUAAAUAAAUUACAAUGUAAAUCCAU